UAAAUUGCAUGAAAACAUCUACCAACAUAGAGGGUAAAAUGGGAAUAGAAAAACAGAAAAUCAUCACAAUCAAAGCACUUUUGUUAGAUGACUAGAUUAUCUUUUAGCUUACAAAUCCCAAGAAGCUCUCUAAAGUCUAAACAGUGACAAAUAGAAAAAGGGUGUUAUGGUAAUUACAAUAACAGAAUCACUAUUAUAAAACCAUGUCUUUGUUCCUUAACAUAACAUGAUUUUGAUAGUGUUACUCUCGAGAUGGAGAAGAAAAGGAUAUGUUUGACAUUUCUGCUUAUGAUAACUGCAUUGUUGUUCUGCAUGGCUAAGGUAUCAUGUGCUGAUUCUAGUGUCCACAUUCAAGAACAAUUCACUGAUUUUGAGGUUGUAAAAGGACCUAAUAGAAGGCUUUUGUUAUUUGUUGACUGUAGAACAAGGUGCAAUGUGAGGUGUAGUAAGCAUUCAAGGAAAAACGUUUGCAUGAGAGCUUGUGCAACAUGUUGUUUGAGAUGCAAGUGUGUUCCUCCAGGUACUUAUGGUAAGAGAGAAUUGUGUGGAAAGUGUUACACUGGUAUGACUACUCAUGGCAACAAGCCCAAGUGCCCCUAGUUCAAGCGGGGACCGGGUUUCCUUGCAGUCAGGAAAUCACGCAUUCACAUAUUCAGAACAUUAGUAGUUUUUUUGUUAAGAUUAGUUUUCAUGUAUUAUAAGUAUUGAUCAAGAUUAGUUUCUAUGCAUUAUAAGUAUUUGUGUGUUAGUUUGUGUACUUUUUGUGAGUUAUAGGUGUUAUCCUUAAUGAGUUUGAUAUGUGGAAUAAACAUUUAGUGAAUAAGUACUACACUUUUGCUUUA
Messenger RNA from Lathyrus oleraceus (garden pea), 842 nucleotides. Its product is annotated as gibberellin-regulated protein 3. The transcript has 4 exons. Bases 253 to 600 code for a protein of 115 amino acids. NCBI's taxonomy places the organism in Eukaryota, Viridiplantae, Streptophyta, Magnoliopsida, Fabales, Fabaceae. The record is from RefSeq and is a predicted model, not a curated record.